Molecule: messenger RNA, 2029 nt
Organism: Sphaeramia orbicularis (orbiculate cardinalfish)
Lineage: Eukaryota; Metazoa; Chordata; Actinopteri; Kurtiformes; Apogonidae
Gene: tk1
Product: thymidine kinase 1, soluble
Exons: 7
Coding region: 95-787 (230 amino acids)
Biological process (GO): thymidine metabolic process
Molecular function (GO): thymidine kinase activity; ATP binding
Source: RefSeq, a predicted model, not a curated record
CUUUAAUUUAGAGCUGCUGCUCUCAAUAUCAAGCACGAAAUCAGUUCAUUUUUUUAAACGUUUAUUUAUUAACUAUAUAUUUUCUUAAUCUAAAAUGGACUGUAUUGAUUUUCCAAGAAUUUUUCCGAAUUCCCCAAGGAAGGCCCGCGGACAAAUCCAGGUCAUCUUUGGACCGAUGUUUUCAGGCAAAAGCACUGAAUUGAUGCGAAGAGUGCGCCGUUUCCAGAUAGCCCAGUACAACUGUUUGGUGAUUAAAUACGCUAAAGACACGCGUUAUUCUGAUAACGGCAUGGCCACACAUGACAAAAACACAAUGGAAGCUGUACCUGCUAACUGUCUGGCAGAUGUGCGUUCACUGGCACUGAAAGCCUGUGUCAUUGGAAUCGAUGAAGGACAGUUUUUUCCAGACACUGUGGAGUUUUGUGAAGAGAUGGCAAAUUCAGGGAAGACAGUUAUCGUAGCAGCGCUGGAUGGAACCUUCCAGAGAAAGCCAUUCGGAAGCAUUCUGAACCUCGUUCCUCUGGCAGAGAGUGUGGUCAAACUCCACGCUGUCUGCAUGCAAUGUUACAAAGAAGCUGCCUAUACGAAGAGGAUAGGAGCAGAGAAGGAGGUGGAGGUGAUCGGUGGAGCUGACAAGUAUCAGGCGGUGUGUAGGAAGUGUUAUGGAGGAUUGGUGGAUAAAGAGAACAGUGCUCCUUUCAGGGAUGAAACUCCACCACAGGCACUGACUGGAAAACUUGUGGACUCUGGGAUUCCCAGGAAGCUUUUCUCUUCCCUCCAGAUCUGAGAACAAUACUGAGACUCAGCUGAGCAAUUUUUGAAUGGUGUGGGAGCCCUUGCAUCAGUGGAGGGAAAUUAAGUCAAUCAUCCCGGUCCCUUUCCUUUUAGACUUAUUUUAUUUGUUUAUGUUUACUAAACUAUUGAUGUGUAAGUGCACUUUUUUGCAGGAACAUCAACUGUAAAAUGUUUAUAAGUUAUUUUUGCUGUAAAGACUAGAUUGCCUUAUCUACAUUUUCUUUUGCUAUGGAUCUGUUAAUGAACAGUGGACUCAAACUGUAUGGGUUUGAAUAAACUUCUUUUUGAAGGAUAAAAAAAUUGUAAGAAUUAAGAUGCCAGUUAACUCCUUGUACAUAAUAUUUUUGUAGAAACAUUAAUGAGUUUGUUUUUGCUUUUAGUAAUCUGUGGUGUGAAACCCAAUGCCCUCGCAUGCUACUGAGGACCAAAAUAACCUGUUUAAAUCCAGACCAGCUCCACUGCAGUGAGCUGAAGGGUGGAAUGGAGGAGUAUAUCUUCCAUAUACCAUGUAAAACUGUUAACAGCAGUGCAGUGCAUUAAGAACCCAAUGUUAAUAAGACACAAUAGGCUGCGCACAGUUUUAUUCUAUAAAGACAGACUGAUGUAUAAGUUGUGCUGACUUGCACAAGAAGAAAAGAGCAUGCAGUAUGGUAACUUCCCAACUCCAUUCAGAACAUUACCAGUUUCUUAUGCCAAUCUGAAUACAGUCAGUAGAAGCAUUAGAAAUCCAACAUGAUUAAAAGCUAUUUGUUUUUUCCUGAUGUCUGCUAUGGGGACCUCAAUAAAAUUUUAUCUAACAAUAUAUUAAACUUAAAAAAAAUACUCAAAUCUAAACACUUACUAGUACACUAGUUCAAAAAUCAGCAUUAUGUUUAAAACUGGAGCUGUUUAACUCUUGACACAAAGUCAAAAUCACAAUGUAGAGUCACUCACAGUGAGUAACUGCUAAAAAUAACCACACAAAUACUUUGAUUUCCAGUGUACCUUGACAAGCAGAUAUUACUGUUUUUCCAGAGCAUGAAAAUGAGCAAAACUCAAGAAGAGCACUGAUGACAGCUGUGAUCCUCAGCUGUUAUAAAACCUAAAUAUAACAUUUAUCUUCACUAAGGUCAUGUUCAGUAUCACAUUCAGAUCUGCACAUAACUCCUCUUAAGGACAUCAUUUCUUCUGUAUAAAGGUCUGCUGUGUAACACCAACUACAUGGCAUCUGUUGCAAUAAAUAUGCUCUAUCAUU